Molecule: messenger RNA, 417 nt
Organism: Thyridium curvatum
Lineage: Eukaryota; Fungi; Ascomycota; Sordariomycetes; Thyridiales; Thyridiaceae
Exons: 2
Coding region: 1-417 (138 amino acids)
Source: RefSeq, a predicted model, not a curated record
AUGUCGACACUUUUCUGUUGUGGGGAAAUUCGACCCUAUCGACCACAAUACCUCCAACACGAAGCCAAGUUCACCAGAUUCAUGGCUUGGGCAGCUUACCCAAAGGACGUCACUUCCGAGAAGGCCGAGGUGAAUCUUGCCGAGCUCAAUCCCUCCUUCGCUGUCCAGCUUGUUCGCCAGGUGAACUACGGCGCCCUAGAGAGCAAGAGAUACUUCAUCCCCCAUGACGACGGGUUUAUGGAGAUCUCCGAGAACGACUUGAUUCAAGCCAACUUUCAGAAGUUGAACUCCUACAAGAACUUCAAGUGUGAAGGACAUAAUAAAUUCUUUGAGGUCAACAUCUACCAGAAGGACCCCGUCAAUCAACACCACUGGCGGGCGAAUCUCGCGCGCCCAGCAAGCACGAUUGAUCUGUGA